AUGGGCCCGUUACCACAGGUGUCGGUUACCUCAGAAUCACCCUCAUCAGUCAUUCCGGCUCCAGUGAUGAACAGUCCCCAAGCUGGCCAGAGUACACCCAAAUCAUCCUCGGGAGGACUUUCGAUCGGCUCCCUCGUCAACCCCCAGGCAGACUACCGGUACAGCAUAGCGACGCCGGCCUUCAAUGGGUUCGGGCACCAGUCGAUGCACUACGUCCCAGGCUUCAAUUCAUCCGAUGACUCGAUCUUCUACACCCCCGAGAGUAGCCAGUCUCCCGUCUCAGAGUACUAUGGCAGAUAUGGUCAUCGUCAGAGCCUUUCUUCCUCUUCUUCUAUUGCUGCGUUUGAUCCCAAUGGAGCGUCUCCUUUGAUCGGCGGUAACCUACCAGGCCCAUGGGCUCCCUCUUCUGUACCCCCUCCCAGCAUGCUUCCAUCCAACAUGCUUGAUGAAGGUGCUUAUUUUCCUUCUCCCACAGACUCUUCCCUACCAAUACCCCUCUCCGACCUGGAUGGAUUCGAAUGGUCCGUCAUUCGACGAGAACUAUCAAGUGCCCCUGGACUUCUGCCAAGAGAUGGCUCAACCGGUAUACCAGACACUAUAAGGUGGCAUUGUCUGGACUACUACUGGCAGCACUUCCACCCUCAAUUCCCCGUGGUGCAUCGACCGACAUUCCUACCCACCCAGCCGAGCCCACUCCUGGUCAGUGCGAUGGCGGCCAUUGGAUCGCAGUAUGACGACCGGCCGGAUGCCAAGUUGUACUCGCUCACACUUCUGGAGGUUGCAACCAAGCUCUUGAGAAGGAGAGAUCGCAUUACGAGCCGGUCGAGGCUGGCUGAUCUGCAGACCGUCUUCCUGCUCGAGGUUCUCGGCAAAUAUUGUGCCAGAAGAGUCCAGGUCGAGAUGUCGACGAGGUUUCGCUCGUUGUUUACAAGCCUCGAUCAAGCUCGCCGGUUCCUGAGUACGGAUGCUCUGGCAGUGUUUCGGGCCCUCCCGAAAGACCGAACCAGCGACGAUGUCACCCGGGCGCACAAGUUCUGGCUCGAACAUGAAACGCGGCGGCGCAUUCUUCAGUCAUCAAUGGUCUUGGACCUCCAGCAAGAGACCCUCUUUGAACAGCCCGCCACCAUUGUCCUUUACGAGAGGUCUCGACGGCCACAUUUGGAUCUUCGAUGCAAGAUCCCUCUUCCAUGCUCGGAGGAGCUCUGGGAGUCCAGUCCAGUUGAGGCCUGGGUCGAGGUGGCUUCCAAGAGUGACUCGCCUAAACAACAGGCGAUGGACGAUGACCACGACGAUGUGCCAUCCAAUCCGCCUCUUGACUUGUUUCAGAUCCAAGUCAGCAUCGCCGCGAGUCCCGAGCUUCCUUAUACCCAGCUUCUGUCACGGAAAGAUCAGGCCGGCGAAGCUGGUGCUCGGCUGACUUUCAACCAUCACCUGCGCGAAAUAGCCGGGCACACUCCGAUCCGGCAGCUACUGGUGGUGAGCGGCGAAUCCUGGAUCUUGGGCAAGAAGCUGGAGAACGAAGCGGAAUUCCAGACGGCCAAGCGCAAUCUCCGAGCUUGGGUUGACGCAAACCACCAAAGUCGCAUUGCCCUCUGGCACGCCACUCAGCUGAUCCGGAGCCGUGUCGAAUUCAAUUGUUCUUCUUCUUCCGACCCCACGAACACCGACCUCGUCGUUUCGUUUCUUGACACGUACAUGCUCCACGAGCCAUGGGGACUGUAUCUGGCGACACUUGUGUGUUGGGCCUAUGGACUGGGCGCGUCCAUCAGCCUGGAAGCUGGUGCCGGUGACCAGGUGUCUGGAGCGGCUUCGUCAACUGCGAGUGAGGCCAACUCCAACCUAUCCCGCAGCUCGAGCUCGAGCGUGUCAUCGGCACACCCGGCACUUCUCGAUCCCCACGAAGCGGUCUGUUCGAUGCGCGAAUAUUUGCAGAACACGGAUGUCACCACCGCCGAGGAUCUUGUCGGGCUGGAUGCCGAAGUCUUCGGGCAGAUCCAGGGGCUCCUCGAGACGGUCCGGCUCAACAAGAUUGGGCAUUUUCUAGGAGGCCUCAUGAACGAGGCCGAGCGGGUCCUGUAUCGACUAGUGGAGGGACGAAGUCGGCUGUCGCAUUUCUAG
Messenger RNA from Capronia epimyces CBS 606.96, 2118 nucleotides. RefSeq lists its product as uncharacterized. Bases 1 to 2118 code for a protein of 705 amino acids. Gene Ontology annotation, cellular component: chromatin. The record is from RefSeq and is a predicted model, not a curated record. NCBI's taxonomy places the organism in Eukaryota, Fungi, Ascomycota, Eurotiomycetes, Chaetothyriales, Herpotrichiellaceae. Gene Ontology annotation, molecular function: RNA polymerase II cis-regulatory region sequence-specific DNA binding; zinc ion binding; DNA-binding transcription factor activity, RNA polymerase II-specific. The transcript has 2 exons. Gene Ontology annotation, biological process: DNA-templated transcription; regulation of transcription by RNA polymerase II.